UCUUUGAUUGGAUAUCAAACAAAUCUUUUGAUUGGACAACGAACUUUUAGGAAAAUGUUGUUUUUCAAUCCGAUUACUCUCAAAACUCCGUUUACAGGAACAUAACAAACAUAUUUGCUCUAAGUUUCCUAUAAAUACAUUGCCGAAUGCUAAAUCACACAAAAACGAUCUACUCUGCUCAAACAUUAAGGACAACUCCCAAGAGUUCAUUAAAGGAUGAGUUUUUUUGCAAUUUUGAUUUUGAUGAUUUCAAUUGAGCUAUUCAAAACGCAAGGACCACGCUUCGGAGUAAAAGAAGACAACGUAAAAGUUGUAAAAACAAACGCAAAACACUUUGAUGAAUGUAGUAAAUGUGCUAAUGAUAAAUCAAAGCUUUUUAUACAUGCUGGACUCAAAGAAUACCACAACUUGAACUUAAAAAACUGUAACAUUUCCGAUAGUAACUUGAGUGAAUGGUGUGUUCAAAGAAUAAAUGUCAUGUUAAACAAAGCAGACUCCGUUUGUAAGAUUUAUCCGGAGGAAUGUGAGUGCAUCAAAUCGUGUUACCGAAUCAAAUAAAUACAAGCGCCAUGUUUAACUAAAUUGUUUCGUGAACCUUUAACUUCAAACUCUGCAUUUUGAUAAACAACAAUGACAAUUUUAAUUAGAUCUAUGAUUACAACUUUUUGAUUAGUAUGUAUUAAAAUAUUUUGUAAUUAAACGAUAAUAUUUUUAUAACGUAACCAACAUAAAAAUUAUUUUAAUAAUUUUUUUUAAAUUGUUUUGUAAUUUAAAAAACUUAUCUUACUUUUGUAAUAUAAAAAAAACAACCUUUUUUUUUAUAUUAAGCCAUUUUGAAUUUAACACAGCCUCAUAGACAUAAAAAAUCUUGAUAAUAGCGACAAUUUUUGCAAUUAUUCUUGCUUUAGACGCUUUUUAUAAUUUUGAAAGGAAGUAUAUUUAUGUGUGCUUGUAAUAUUUCUAUUGAUAUUGACUUGUCAAAAAGUGUUGUUUUUUUAUGAUUCAGAUAAUGUAUCUCAAUCAGUUUGUAGUUCAAUUUAAUUUUGUAUUUCCAAUAUGCUUAUUUAACGGUAGCACUGCACAACCUA
Molecule: messenger RNA, 1088 nt
Organism: Hydra vulgaris (swiftwater hydra)
Lineage: Eukaryota; Metazoa; Cnidaria; Hydrozoa; Anthoathecata; Hydridae
Source: RefSeq, a predicted model, not a curated record